Messenger RNA from Zasmidium cellare ATCC 36951, 963 nucleotides. RefSeq names its product glycoside hydrolase family 43 protein. Bases 1 to 963 code for a protein of 320 amino acids. The record is from RefSeq and is a predicted model, not a curated record. Lineage: Eukaryota; Fungi; Ascomycota; Dothideomycetes; Mycosphaerellales; Mycosphaerellaceae. Gene Ontology annotation, molecular function: hydrolase activity, hydrolyzing O-glycosyl compounds. The transcript has 4 exons. Gene Ontology annotation, biological process: carbohydrate metabolic process.
AUGAAAAUCUCCACUUUCUUUUCAGCAUUCUUCCUGGGCUUCACCUACGCAGCUACGUACUCCAAUCCCUUGAGGGAAGUCAAUGGCGGAGAUCCAGACAUCACCUACCAUGAGGGGUACUACUACUUCAUGUCGACCACAUGGAGUGACCUACAGAUGACGCGAGCAACGACUCUCGAGGGCUUGAAGGAUGGAGAGACGAAACAAGUCUGGGUGGACUCCACACCUUCGAGGUGUUGCAAUGUUUGGGCGCCGGAAAUGCACUACAUCGAUGGAGCAUGGCACAUUUACUACUCCGCAGGACCCAAUCCGCUCGGCGACCAACGAUCGCAUGUCAUAGUCGGCGGCUCAUCACCAUGGGACACCUACACCUACCUCGGAUCCAUCGUCUCCGACCGCUGGGCAAUCGACGGCACCGUCCUCCGCUUCCCCGACCAAAACUACUUUGUCUACUCCGGCUUCCAAGACAAUGGCAAACAAAGUCUCUACAUAGCGCCCAUGACUUCCGCCGCCACGAUCGGAGACUCUGCGCUUCUGUCGUCUCCAGACGCCGAGUGGGAGAGCCAGGGUGGUUUCCCGGUCAAUGAAGGGCCGCAUGCUUUGUAUCAUGGCGGGCAGACAUUCCUGACAUUUUCGGGGUCGUAUUGCUGGACGGCAUCGUAUGCUCUUGGAUUACUGACCUGGAACGGGGGCGAUCCCAUGCUCGCAACGAGCUGGACGAAAACUGGACCUGUUUUCUCUUCCGCGAACGGAAACUAUGGCACCGGGCAUAACAGCUUCUUCAUCAGCCCCGACGAGAGCGAGAUCUGGAAUGUGUACCAUUCUACUCCUAACUCAGGGGGCGAUUGCGGCAGCAACCGAUACUCGAACGCAAAAGUGGUCGAGUGGAACGAAGACGGCUCGCCUGAUUUUGGUCAGGCUCCUGCGUUUGGCACGGUCUUGCCAGGCCCGAGUGGUGAGUGA